CGGGCACCGCGGAACCGCGGAGCUCUCUGGAACCCCCAAUCGCGCUCGUAGUAAUUCCUCAGAACCGGAGCCCGGGGCUGCGCUGAGCCUGUUCCCCGGGUUCUGCUCAGCGCUCGGAGCUGCCGCCUGGGCUGAGUCAGUGAAAUGCUUUUGAACACGUGUUGCUGCAGCGGCACUGAAAUUCUGCCACUGCUGCGGGGCCAUUUGUGAUCUGUGAAACACAACAAAGCUUUUCUGAGCCGUUUGUAGAAUAAAAUUUGGGUAGGAAACAGCUUGGCAUUUAUUUCAUCCGAGGCUUUCUCAGUGCCCAUCAUCCGGAUGGGUAUGUACAUAACAGCAGGUGACUUAAUGGAACGACUUAAGCUGCUCACUGAGUGCUAAGGGGAUGUUGGGCCUCGCUGCCUUUGCAUGUUUACCAAAAUUCGUAGGGUGGUUUUCUCUGUGUCUGACUUUUACUGAUAAAGAUCUGCUGGGCUGGCACCAGGCCCCAGCAGAUAGAGCAGAGGUUCUUGCUGAGACCAGAGACAGCCAGGGCACUGCUCUGUGUGACUGCAGGGGGAACAGCUGAGAGCCCUUUGGGGGAAGCCUCUCCCACUCCCUGUGUGCUCAUGGUGUCACCCACAGGCUUGCAGAAUGACCACAAGGCCGUGAUGAAGCAGGUGGAGGAAGCUCUGCACAAGCUGCACGCCCGGGAGAAGGAGAAACACGCCAGGGAUGAGGCAGAGGCCUUGGCCGAGGCCAUGAGCCAGAGCCAGAGCCUGCCCCAGGCCUUUGCCAAAGUGAACUCCGUGAGCCCCGGCUCUCCCGCCAGCGUCUCGGGACUUCAAGUUGAUGAUGAGAUUGUGGAGUUUGGAUCUGUCAAUGCAAACAACUUCCAGAACCUGCAGAACAUUGCCACGGUGGUGCAGCACAGUGAGGGGAGACCCCUGAGUGUGACGGUGAUCCGUGGGGGCAGAAGGGUGCACGUGGGGCUGACUCCAAAGCGCUGGGCCGGGAAGGGCCUCCUGGGCUGCAAUAUCAUUCCUUUACAAAGAUGACCAUGGCUGGGAGAACAAUAAAGCUGAAGCUUGUUCCUGCUUUCUGGACUCUGAUCUGGUUUGAAAACGUGAUGUUGCUGUGACCUCUGGUGCCUGGAGGGUUCUGGCAGAGUUCUGCAGUUCAGAAUUGCACUGGUUGUCAGGAGGAACCUGCAGAGCUGCAAGAUGUGGCUUCCCAUCUCUUCCACCUUGUCUCAAUUUAGAAUAAGGCUCUAGAGAGACCCAAAUCCCACUUGAUACAUGCUCCAAAGAGCUUGAAAUGCUAUUUUUUGUUGAUAACAGAGCAUUCCUUUUUUCUCCCCUUUAAAACUCCUCACUGAAUAUAAUGUAAUAUAUGCUAAAAAGUCCUAGAGCACUUUUUGAUGCCUGUCAUAGUAGAUGACAGACAAGAGAUGUGCAAGUUUGAUACUUCAUCUUCCCCAUAUUGCCACAACUUUUAAAGUCACUGAACAUGCUGAAAGGACUUUUGGAAUGCCCAGUUAUUUAACACAAUGAGGUAAAGAAUAGGGGUUAUAAUUCUACUUUUGGAACUUCUAGUACUUUAUGUAGUCAUGAUAAGAAGACUCCUAGCUUCUCUCUCUAUUUUCUUUUAAUUUUUAAAAAAAUUGUUUAUUUGCAGGAGUUGAUUUUGGGGUGUUUUCCUGGUUCCAGCCAGGACAGGGUUCACCUUUUUGUGCCCCCCAUUCUCCUCCAUCCUGCUGCAGGAGCAGUGGGUGGCACAGGGUCUGGGGUGUUUUCAGAGGGAACACUAAAUUGGGGAACACCAUUCCUAAACCACCACAGGUGCAUAAACUCUUGGAAGGAAUUCUGGGAAUUACUGGAUUGUUUAAAGCUUAUUUCCAGCUGAACUUUCAGAAUAGUCUCCCAAAACAAUAAAACUGAGUAUUGCCUCUC
Molecule: messenger RNA, 1931 nt
Organism: Zonotrichia albicollis (white-throated sparrow)
Lineage: Eukaryota; Metazoa; Chordata; Aves; Passeriformes; Passerellidae
Source: RefSeq, a predicted model, not a curated record